AAUAAUCAGACCUAAUAAAUUAACCAAGUCAAAGUUGCAUAGAUUGAUCAGGUUGGGCGUUGUUCGUUCCAAACCAGCAUAACUGUGUUGAUCACCAUUUUUCUCCUUUUUAUUUUGUUUCAUCUUGUUUUCUAAACAUAAAAAUAUCACAGCUUGAUGGUUUAAGAAUAUUUAUCCCCUCGGGUGUGGUACAAGAGAAUCGAGUUUGAAUUUUUGUAGAGGUCGGUUUUUAAAUGUUUAUAAAUUGUGUUCUGAAAUUAUUGGAUAGGCAAAUCAGAGAAGAAGACCGUCUAUCUCAUCUUCGGAUUAGUGGACACCGAAAAAAGUUCAAUGUCUUCCAGCCAUGCUUACUCUAAAAGGUUGAGUUCAUACCAUUGCUAAAGAGCCACAUUCUUCUGAUUGACCAAAUAAGCCUUCGGACGCGCUCAUCACCCUUUUCAAAACAAUGAACACCUAUCAAACAAUUCCAUUCACCAUGCAUCUCGAUUAAGAUCAUGCAAAAACAGGAAAAUGCUGUUUUAUUAUCAAUUUAGACUUUCUUCCUCCGCGUCUCCUUUUCCCAUCCGAGGCUAUUGAACGGAAAUCCACAUGAUGCUCAGACUCUAUAUAUAACAAGAGCAUCACAUUACAGAGUAAAGAAAACGAGCAGGAAGAAGGAGAUCGAUGGCUUCCAAAGCUCUGGUGUUUUUGUUGCUCCUCCUCCCUCUGGCUCUGUUUUCUGUCUUCUCAGGCAGUGCAGAAGCACAAGGCUUGACCGUUGGGUUCUACAACACCACCUGCCCCGACGCUGAAACGAUUGUGUACAAUGAGAUGAGCGAAAUCAUCAAGAAUGCACCGAGUCUGGCUGCGGCUCUGCUCAGGAUGCACUUCCAUGAUUGCUUCGUCAGGGGUUGCGAUGCUUCGAUUUUACUGAAUGGAAGUGAAACCGAGAAGGCUGCAUUUCCAAAUCUCUCCGUCAGAGGAUUCGGCGUCAUUGACAGGGUCAAAGCUAAGCUCGAGCAAGCUUGUCCGGCGACUGUUUCCUGUGCAGAUAUCCUGGCACUGGCGGCGAGAGAUGCCGUCACCUUGACGAAUGGCCCUUCUUGGGCAGUACCGACAGGGAGAAGAGAUGGCAGAGUGUCAAUUGGCGAUGAUACCAACCAAUUGCCACCGCCCAAUGUGCCGAGCAUUUCGGACCUUACACAUACCUUUGCAUGCAAGGGACUCAGCGCGAAGGACCUUGUAGUUUUAUCAGGUGCUCACACGCUCGGAAUCUCGCAUUGCUCGUCGUUUUCGAAUCGACUCCAGUCUGAUGACACUCUAGACCCUGCAUAUGCUGCCAAGUUGAGAGCGAAGUGCAAGAGUGAUACGACCUUGGUGGAGAUGGAUCCUGGAAGCCGCUCCACCUUCGACACGAGUUACUUCGAGCUGGUGUCCAAGAGAAGAGGACUGUUCGCUUCGGAUGCUGUGCUGCUGCAGGAUCCGCAGACAAGAGCCUACGUCCGAGGUUAUGCGAGUGGAUGCUCUUCAGAGUUCUUCAAGGAUUUCGGCGAAUCGAUGGUGAAGAUGAGUAGCAUUGGGGUGCUCACCGGCACGGAGGGAGAGAUUAGGAAGCUCUGCUCUGCUAGGAACUGAUCGAGCGGGAUCUCCGACCCUUUCGCCAUUAGCGUUCUUAGUUUUCUGCUUGCUUGCUCUUAUCGGUUUUUUAGUAUGGUUAUUGUAAAAA
Molecule: messenger RNA, 1705 nt
Organism: Zingiber officinale
Lineage: Eukaryota; Viridiplantae; Streptophyta; Magnoliopsida; Zingiberales; Zingiberaceae
Product: peroxidase 1-like
Exons: 4
Coding region: 664-1614 (316 amino acids)
Biological process (GO): response to oxidative stress; hydrogen peroxide catabolic process
Cellular component (GO): plasmodesma; plant-type cell wall
Molecular function (GO): heme binding; peroxidase activity
Source: RefSeq, a predicted model, not a curated record